Molecule: messenger RNA, 2422 nt
Organism: Neocloeon triangulifer
Lineage: Eukaryota; Metazoa; Arthropoda; Insecta; Ephemeroptera; Baetidae
Gene: Vps51
Product: vacuolar protein sorting-associated protein 51 homolog
Exons: 11
Coding region: 101-2278 (725 amino acids)
Biological process (GO): Golgi organization; retrograde transport, endosome to Golgi; Golgi vesicle transport
Cellular component (GO): membrane; EARP complex; GARP complex
Source: RefSeq, a predicted model, not a curated record
CCCUUUUCUUUUAAUGAAAACAAACACACAGGAAGGAAAGGACGUGGAGAAUUUGGAUCAAAAAUAUUUUUUCGAAGGGCUAAAAUAAAUUUAUAAAAAAAUGGAGCCUCCAGAUUCAGCUUCUCUCGAUAUCAAUAAGCCUAAUUUUAAUCCAGAAUUGUACAUUCAGACAGUAUUUAAGAGAUGUUCCUUGAGAGAAGUGAUGGAAAGAGAAGCAUCGAUCAUAAAAGACACUCAAACGCUACAUUCCGACAUGCAGACAUUGGUCUACGAAAACUACAAUAAAUUCAUCUCGGCCAGUGACACCAUCAAGAAGAUGACAAACGAUUUCAAAGAGAUGGAGUCAGAGAUGGAUUUGCUGGCGGCCAACAUGAAUUCUAUUGCAAGCUUUUCAGAUCAGAUCAGCACAACAUUGCAUGAUACAAGACAGAAACUUACACAACUGUCGUCCGUUCACACUACCCUCCAGAAAGUGCAGUUUCUUUUCAGACUGCCGCACACAUUGAAAAAGAACCUGGAAGAUGGAAGUCUCACGGAGGCUGUUCAAAACUAUUCAAGAGCUCUCGGAACUCUAAAAAUGUAUCACCAGAACCCAUCAUUCAGCAGCAUACACAAGGAGUGUGACGAAAUCAUGCUUAGUGUGAAGGAGCAGCUUUUUGGCCAGCUGUCCAGCAAACAGGCCACUCCAAAAGAAUUGGCUGAGUGCGUGGAGCUUCUUUUAUCUCUCGGUGAGCCAGCGCCGGUUUUGUGUGUUAAAUUCUUGGAGCACGCCAGUGAGCGUCAAAGUGAGCAGCUCCAAUCGAUGGAGGAUCACUUGAGGCUGCGGGACCAAGACGUCAUUGAGUUUCUGGACAUCGGCAGCAACGAUUUCCUCAGCGACUUAUGCUUGAACGUUGCCACUUACAAUGAGCUCUUUGCGAAGAAGUGCCAAAUUGAGGAAGGCGAAGAUCCAAAUGUUCUGCUUGCAAAUUUCAUCCAAGAUGCCAUGGACAAAUACCUAGACUUGGUCAAGAGGAAGGUCGAGGACGAACAAUCUCCUGGAACGGAAGCGACUGUUCUCGUCAGAGCCCUGGACCGAUUUUAUCGCAGACUUCAAGCAGCCUGCACUCUUUUGCCCGGUCCAAAUUAUGCAAAGUAUGGUAUGGAGGUUGUUGUUCAAGCUGGAGGCAGACAGUCUCAGAUGCAUUUGAAAAACAUGCAGGCUCAUUUUAAGGAGCUCCUCAGCAAUGUGCGGCAGACGCUGGCAGCACCCAAAUUAUCUCUGACGCUAGAGGAAGAAAAAAAGAACCUCUCCAGUAGCAAUCUGCCAGAGUUGUUGAACACCCUUGUAGCCGGCUCUGUGGAAAAGAUCAAGAUCAGCCUGCAAGAUUUAAAACUUUUCCUCCAAUCUGACUUGACCUUCAGCUUGAAACAACUUUUCAGAGCAAAAUUCUGCUCUAGUGUGCGAGAAGACUUCUUGGUUGCCUUCAUAAAAUUCUUAAUGGAAACUGCCUCCGGAUUUUGUGUUCCCCAAACGCCACCUACACUGCUGCUUCUCCUUUCAAAAAUGUGUCUGGAAAUGGAAUCAAGCACUGUUAACUACUUGCUGAGUCAAACUGAUGAAGAAUUCUGCAUUGAAGACGCAGCCAAACUGACGACCAAAAGCAGUCUAUGCAAGCAGCUGCACGAUUCCGCACAGAAGCUUCUCGACUACUUUGUGCGAACCCAGGGGUUGAGUUUGUCCCAAAUGCUGAGAAAGUCUGUUGAGACGAGAGACUGGUUGAGCACCCCAGAGCCCAGGACGGUGCGAGCUGUGAUGAAGAGGGUGGUCGAGGAUGUGGCUGCCAUUGAAAUUUUGGUAGGGUCUUUGUACGAACAAGGCAUACAACAAGAAAGGAGCUCUGAUUCAAGUAGACGAACGCAAAGGAAAAGAACUAAUUGGUAUGCUCCAAGCCAGAUUGACUCGAAACUAGCCAGCAAUUUGCAAAAACUGUUUUCUGAAAGAAUAGAGAUAUUUUCAUCAGUGGAACUAUCCACUGUAUCCAUCAUGACUGGAAUCAUCAAAAUUAGUCUGAAGACUCUGCUUGAGUGCGUCCGACUUAGAACGUUUAGCAAGUUUGGUCUGCAACAAAUCCAAGUUGACACACACUACCUGCAGAUGUACUUGUGGCGCUUUGUUGAAAAUGAAAAUCUGGUCCAUUUUCUUCUAGAUGAAAUUUUGGGCAGUACCGUCCACAGAUGUCUGGAUCCAGUGCUGAUGGAGCCAAGCGUUGUUGAGAUGAUUUGCGAGAGGGGUUAGAAAAAUAGCAAAAGCAUCACUAGUUCAUUCCUUUUAAGGUACUGUUAUCAAAUUAUGUUGUUUUGUAUGCGUCGUUAUUUAUCAAUCAUGAGAAUGACAUUAACUGUGAAGAGCAUGUGAAAAAUAUAUUUGUCUUGUAACAAA